UGGAUAACUUCUCCCAGAGAGAGAUCGAAGAGUUUCUGAAUGAAGCUGCUUGCAUGAAGGAUUUUCACCAUCCUAACGUCAUCAGACUCUUGGGUGUUUGUUUAGAGGUUGUUUCAGGCCACUUUCCUAAACCGAUGGUUGUUCUUCCCUUCAUGAAGUAUGGAGACCUGCACAGCUUCCUCCUUCGCUCCCGUCUCAGGGAAGAUCCUGUGUAUCUCCCUACGCAGAUGCUCCUGAAGUUCAUGAUUGGCAUCGCUCAAGGAAUGGAGUAUCUCAGCGGCAGAAACUUCCUCCACCGGGACCUGGCAGCACGCAACUGCAUGUUACGUGAUGACAUGAGCGUGUGUGUUGCUGAUUUUGGCCUGUCAAAGAAAAUCUACAGUGGUGACUAUUACAGACAGGGCCGGAUAGCCAAGAUGCCUGUCAAAUGGAUCGCUGUGGAAAGCCUCGCUGACAGAGUCUUCACGGUGAAAAGUGAUGUG
Molecule: messenger RNA, 482 nt
Organism: Sinocyclocheilus grahami
Lineage: Eukaryota; Metazoa; Chordata; Actinopteri; Cypriniformes; Cyprinidae
Product: tyrosine-protein kinase Mer-like
Exons: 4
Biological process (GO): phagocytosis; positive regulation of kinase activity; nervous system development
Cellular component (GO): plasma membrane; signaling receptor complex
Molecular function (GO): ATP binding; transmembrane receptor protein tyrosine kinase activity
Source: RefSeq, a predicted model, not a curated record